Messenger RNA from Prunus mume (Japanese apricot), 2031 nucleotides. RefSeq lists its product as uncharacterized. NCBI's taxonomy places the organism in Eukaryota, Viridiplantae, Streptophyta, Magnoliopsida, Rosales, Rosaceae. The record is from RefSeq and is a predicted model, not a curated record. Gene Ontology annotation, molecular function: RNA binding.
UCGGGAAGAUUCGGAAAAAAGAAAAGAAAAGAAAAUUAAAAAAUAACCAAGCUCAGGGCCUGAGGAACUGAAUGAUUAGCGAAAAUCCCUCGGUGUCAGUUAUAUUUCCGGCAAUCCACUGCAGCUAUAUACCCUUCUAAAAUCCCAAAUUCUCAAUAGUUAUUGUGUAAAUUCUCUUCCUUUUGCUUUUGCUCUUGUUCUUCAGUUGCUGGAUUGAAUUGGGUUCGUUUCAGUUUUUGAUUUGGACUUUCAUCCAUCCUCUUACCUCCAUUUGUAUAUAUGAUCCCAAGCUCAAAAGCUCUGUUUCUGUUUUUUAUACUUUGUAUUUGUAUAGGGUCGUCCUCCUCUACAGGCUAAAUCUAGCUAAAGCUUACCAGCAAUCACUAGGCCACUAGGGUAGGGGGUUUCUAAAGCAAGGGGGGCAGUAGAAGAAGAACAUGGAACUCCGCGUCUUCUGGGUCCACGUCUCUGUCACGUGACUCUGAAAUCUCAUUGUUACAGUCGUCGUCGUCGUCGUCGUCGUCCCUGAUCUUCGUGCUCUGCUCUCUCAAAUUCUUCUAUCUGUCUCCGUCUCUGUGGGUUAUAUUUUCUUAUGUUUGUGUGUUUAUGGCUUACCAACAACAACACCCCCACCACCACCACCAUCUUCAUCAGCAACAGCAGCAGCAGGGAGGGGCUCAGCUGUUCAAUUCCCCAUUCGGGGACACGACGUUGACGAAGGUGUUUGUGGGUGGGCUGGCCUGGGAAACCCAAAGCGACACUCUACGACGUCACUUUGAGCAGUUCGGCGACAUCCUCGAGGCCGUCGUGAUCACCGAUAAGAACACCGCUCGAUCCAAAGGCUAUGGCUUUGUCACAUUUCGUGAUCCUGAUUCUGCAAGAAGGGCUUGUGCGGACCCCAACCCUGUGAUUGAUGGCCGCAGAGCUAACUGUAAUCUUGCUUCUCUGGGUCGGCCUCGACCUUCUUUCCCAUUUCAUGGGCAACUGAGAUCAGCAGCUCCAAUCCUUGGUCGUGUGCAGACACCUAGAGCUGCUUACAUGGGGAGCCCAAACCCUGCUUACCACCACCCUCUUCCUCAUGGUUACCAGCCUGGAUUUGUAUACCCUUCCUAUGGGUACACAGCAUAUGGACCUGAGUAUGUCUACCCACAGGGUGCCUACAGUCCUUACAUGAAUCAGCAAUACCUUCAGAUAUACGGGGUACCGGGCACAGUAAACCCUGGCGCAUAUCCAUACGGACAAUUGGGUCAUUCUCUCUCCGGCACUCAUGGCUAUGCAGCGGUUCAAAGCUAUGGAGUUCCAGGCCAUCAUAUAAUGCAAUUUGGCGGCUCCAAUGUCAGUGGAGCAUCCCCAGCUUCCAUCCCCACAAUUCAAACACCAUAUCCUACAGGUUUAGCUGCACCAGCUCCAGGACAGGCGCAACUUAUACUUCCUACUAAUUCUCCUCAAUUCACCAGUGGUUCCGAUCAAACUGCCGGUUGAGUGGUAAAUCGGAAAGGACUAAGAGAAGCUACUGCUACCUAAGUAGCAGGCUCUAAUUCUAGCCUUGCAAAGUUAAUAUCUUUGCUUUCUAGAGGUGACAUCUGUCUUUCCCUUAUAAAGUCAUUCAUGAAGGUCAUCAGAGAUGCUGCAAAGUCAGCUGUUAGAUGUUGAGUCGUUCUGAACCCCUUGAGUUGUGAGGAUGUGGAAGAGCAUGGGUUUGCUUUUUCACCUGUGUCUGUAAAAUAUGCUGUUGUUGUGCCACGUGGCUGAAAGCCACUUGGCAUAAUAUUGUUGUGGGUCAAUGUGUUUGCUGGAUAUGGUUUUCUGGCAAGCGCAUGUAAUAAGAUUGUAAAUUUGUAAAUAACCUCCCCGCUCUCUCUGUAUGUAUGUAUAAGAAUCAAUACGAUUCGUUUUGUGGACCCAACAUAUGGGUUCACAGUCGAUGCCCUGGUGCGCUGCGCAUUGGUGCACUGCUGCCUCACAUUGUAUUUAGCACAAAGUCAUUGCUGAAAUUUGAAUUUGUCUAUUCAAUUGGGGUUUCUUCAUUUU